Homalodisca vitripennis (glassy-winged sharpshooter) is the source of this 2184-nucleotide messenger RNA. Its product is annotated as nicalin-1-like. Lineage: Eukaryota; Metazoa; Arthropoda; Insecta; Hemiptera; Cicadellidae. The record is from RefSeq and is a predicted model, not a curated record. Gene Ontology annotation, biological process: regulation of signal transduction. Gene Ontology annotation, cellular component: endoplasmic reticulum membrane.
AGUCCAUGAGAGGGUCUGGGGAAUUCUUGUACAAAUUUAGGUUAUGUCUUGCUUAAGUGAAAGAAAGUAGUUUAUUUUGUAAUAUUUGUGAAUUAGUACUAAUUGCUUAAGAUUAACUCAUAUUGAGCAUCGUAGAUAAUUUAAUAUUUUUGUUUAAGAUUUUAACAUGUGGCUUAACGAGGCCGAUGAAUUUUCUGAGAUAUUUAAAGGAUUUUUUCCAUUUUAUUUAUUACUUGCAUUGCCCUUAUUUAUAAUCAUAUCUCCCGUUAAUCCGGUUGGAGCAUCAUAUGAAUUUCCAAUCUCCCGCAUGCAGCAAUAUGAUUUACAUGGAGUUCCUCAUGGUUGCCGUUCAGCUCCCGUCAACCUAGAAGCUCGGUCACUGAGCGGCUGGAGCACAUCACGCCACUGCGUUGUCGCAAGGCUGCAGGACAUAUCUGCCGAGCAUUUCAGAGAGAUUCGAUCGAAAGCGGGAGCUCUUCUGGUCGUUUUACCGAAAGAUAUUGAAACAUUACCACAAUCUGAAAAACAGAUUCUGAUGGAUUUGGAGAAAGUAAUGCUGUCUCAAGAGGUGUUUAUUCCAGUUUACUUUGCCACUUGGACUCCAGAACUACAGGACAUUGUGGAUGAUGUUGCUAACAGUAUGGUGACUGAUGAGAAGGCCGGCACAGCAGCACAAGCGCUGCUCAACUCAGUCUCGGCUAAUGGCUACCAGAUUGUUAUCAACACCAAUAAAGCAGUGCCAAAGACGGAUGUCCAUAUUGCUUCAAUACAGGGCAAACUGAUUGGCCACGGAGUAGAGGACAAGAUGCCAACUAUAGCCAUUGUCGCCCACUAUGAUAGCUUUGGCGUUGCUCCGGAGCUGUCAUUUGGAGCAGACAGCAACGGGUCUGGGGUGGCAAUGUUACUAGAGUUGGCACGUUUGUUUUCACACCUAUAUGCUAACACACAGACCCAUGCACGAGUCAACCUGCUCUUUCUGUUGUCUGGUGGCGGCAAGCUUAACUACCAGGGGAGUAAGAAGUGGCUAGAAGAUCAGCUGGAUGGUGUUGAUGCCUCUCUUUUACAGGAAGCCAAUUUCAUCCUGUGCCUAGACACUGUGGGAGGAGCCAACUCUUUAUACUUCCAUGUGUCAAAACCUCCAAGGGACAACUCCCCAGGAGCCAACUUCCUCAAGGAACUGAAAAGUGUAAAGAGCAAUGUACCCGUUGAGGUAGUCCACAAGAAGAUCAAUCUGGCGGAGGAGGUGUUAGCGUGGGAACACGAGCGAUACAGUAUCCGCAAGUUAUCUGCCUUCACGCUCUCUUCUCUUAAGACUCACAAACAGCCUCUGAGGAGCACCAUACUGGAUACCAAGAGUAGUGUCGAUAUCUCACAGCUGGCUCGAAACACCGAGAUCGUGGCUCAGGCCUUGGCUCGACACAUCUAUAAUCUCUCAGCCGAUACCUUCCCAUUCUCCAAACCUAUGGGUGUGGAGGCGGAUUCUCUCAAGACAUAUAUAGAGUUCCUGACAGCUCAGCCUCGUUCAGCACAGCUGCUGGCAGACAAGAACAACCCCCUGGUGCUGGCCCUGUCGCAGUUGCUCAGCGGAUAUAUAAAGGAUGUAAAGGUGUCAUAUCAGACUCCGGAUAAAAGAGACCCAGAGUUUGUAUUUUACGACAUUACCAAAGCCAUAGUAAAUGUAUACAGUGUAAAACCAGCAGUGUUUGAUCUGUUUCUCACAUUCGCCAUUGUUAUCUACUUGACCAUCGUCUAUGUUUUUAUACAAGGAUUUCCCAAGCUCUACAGUGUCAUGCUGAGAUUCACAACGCAGAAGAAAAGUAAAACUUACUAAUGCAGAAGAACAUGCCUGCACUUGUGUGGAGUGAUCUCUUCAGUAUGUAGCAAACGUACUGUGGCGUUUUGUAGACAACAUUAUUAUUGUAGUAAAGAGAAACAAUUUUUGUAUAUAAUAGUAUUACCUCAAUUUAAGCUAAAUGAUUAGUCAAUCAAAGUGAAUGUUUGUGUAUGUUAGUGUAGCUAGUCAGCCGUCGUGGUUCAUGGGCUCGCAUGAAUUCCCAAUGUACUUUAGAAGCAUUUAAAUUGUGAAGAAAUACAACAGGGUGUUUCUUUUAGUCUUAUUAGCUUUAAGUUACAAUUUACAUGUUUGUAUAUUCUCAAAUGACAUUAUUACCUCGUAAAGUUUGA